Letharia lupina is the source of this 366-nucleotide messenger RNA. RefSeq lists its product as uncharacterized. Bases 1 to 366 code for a protein of 121 amino acids. Gene Ontology annotation, biological process: vesicle-mediated transport; vesicle fusion. The transcript is spliced from 3 exons. NCBI's taxonomy places the organism in Eukaryota, Fungi, Ascomycota, Lecanoromycetes, Lecanorales, Parmeliaceae. Gene Ontology annotation, molecular function: syntaxin binding; SNAP receptor activity. Gene Ontology annotation, cellular component: plasma membrane; SNARE complex. The record is from RefSeq and is a predicted model, not a curated record.
AUGGCAGGCCGUGAGCUACCAUACGACCCCUACAUUCCCUCGGGCGGUUCAGGUCAAGGUGGAAGCGCGGGAUAUGAGGGCGGCAACACACGGACUGCUGCGAUUCAAUCGCAAAUUGACGACACCGUCAAUGUCAUGAAAAAGAACCUCGAAUCCGUAGCCCAGCGCGGCGAGCACAUCGACCAGCUCCAAGAUAAAUCCGAGAACCUCAACCAAUCCGCCCAAGGCUUCCGUCGCGGCGCCAACCGAGUCCGCAAGCAGAUGUGGUGGAAGAACAUGAAGAUGAGGAUCUGGAUCAUCGUGGGCAUAAUUGUGCUGUUGUUGAUCAUCAUCAUUCCGAGUGUGGUUGCAUCGAAGCAUCAUUGA